AUGCGCCGCGCCAGCCGCGACUACACCAAGUCCCUCCGCGGCUCCGAGGACGGGGCCGGAGGAGCCGGAGGAGGGUCCGGGGGCUCCCCCUCCACCGGGGGCUCGGCUCCGGCCCCCGCCCCGCUCCCGCCCCUGCCGCCCCCGCCCCCGCCGCCGGCCCCGGGGUCCCCGCGCCCCCUGCUGGCGGCGCUCACCGUGCUGGGCCUCAGCCAGCUGCUCUGCAGCGCCGCGCUCUUCCUCUACUUCCGAGCGCAGAUGGAGCCUAGUAGAAUUUCAGAAGAUGAUACACACUGCUUAGAGACACUUUUGAAAUUCCGCACAAACUCAGCCGUGCAAGAGACUCCCCUGGGGAGCCAAGAAGCCAAAUUAAUGUCUGAUUCGUGCAGAAAAAUGAAGCAAGCUUUUCAGAGCGCUGUGCAGAAGGAACUGCAGCAUAUUGUUGGGAAAGAGCAUACAAAAGCCGAAAAAGCAAUAAUGGAAGGUUCGUGGUUAGAUCUGGCCAGGAUAAGCAAACCUGAGCAACAGGCGUUUGCCCAUCUCACUAUAAAUGGCACUAAUAUUCCCUCAGGCUCCCACAAAGUGAAUCUCUCAUCCUGGUGCCAUGACAGGGGCUGGGCACACAUCUCCAAUAUGACGUUCAGCAAUGGAAAACUGAGAGUCAACCAAGACGGGUUUUACUAUCUGUACGCCAACGUCUGCUUCCGGCACCAUGAAACUUCGGGAAUUCUGGCCGAAGAGUCCAUUCAGUUGAUGGUGUACGUCACGAAAACCAACGUGAAAAUUAAAAAGUCCGAUACGCUGAUGAAAGGAGGCAGCACCAAAUCCUGGUCGGGAAAUUCAGAGUUCCAUUUCUAUUCCGUAAACGUAGGAGGAUUUUUUAAGCUAAGGUCGGGUGAAGAAAUAAGUAUCCAGGUAUCCAACCCGUCAUUACUGGACCCAGCUCAAGACGCGACUUAUUUCGGGGCUUUUAAAGUACGGGAUAUAGAUUGAGCCUUGACUCUGGGUGGUAAUUGUUAUGUCUUUCCUAGGUCUUUUUUUAUAUAAGUCGAGGAAGGUGUUCCGUAGCCGUGUCCGACUACUAGAAGGGCUGGUUAAAACCUUCAGAGCGGGAUUCUACCCUCCAAACCGCGGACACGACUCUGUGAGGGCCAAAGGCAGAAUUUGGACUCUAGCACUAUCCCAACCUUAAAGCUUUAUUACACAAUGGUUUUUAUAUUUUGUAAUGAAUUCCUAGAGGCAUCUGCCGUUUGUUAUUAACCUUAGGAAGUCGGGCACGUGGAUUUGGAGAAUGGGGCAGCUCUGUCUGGGUCUGUCGGUCUUUCAGCUGUCGGUCGUCGGGGGGAGGCCAAAUCUGACCAGAUCGCAAAUGGAGAAACAGCUGAAGGGUUGAGUCCAGCGCUUAGAACAGUGCUUGGCACAUAGUAAGCACUUAAUACCAUCGUUAUUAUUAUUAUUAUUCUUACAAAUUGUUACAUCAUGCUGGAACCUGCGGAUACUUUUUUUUCUAAAGAGGAAAAGGUGUAUUUUUGUAUACUAUCUAAAGUUAUAUUUCAGAUGUAAUGUUUCUGUGCAAAAUAAUGUAAAUUAUAUUUGUGCUAUUGUAUUUGAUGCAAGAUAUUUAAAACGUCUCACCGUUGGCAUAUUUAAUGUUUUAAAUGUACAGACGUAUUUAACUGGUGCACUUUUGUAAAUCCCCCUGGGGAAAACUUGCAGCUAAGGGAAAAUGAGAUCGUUUGCUUAGAACAAAUGUAAUAUAUUUCUCUGUCCUUUCUAACUUAAUAGAUUCCUCUGCCUUUUCAGUGAUAUACCAAAAUAAAGAACGCCAGGAGGAAUAAGCAAUAUGUGAUUCAUCACCAGGUGCCUUUCAAAUCCGGUAGCUGACCUGAGGUUGCCAAAACGUGUAGAUAAUAAUAUGUCCUUGAAAUCUGUCAGGAGUAUUUUUGGAGAUAUGUAAUUGCCAUCUUUUCUACAGUCCUGCAGAUUUAGAUCUUGUUUAAAACAUCAAAAAAGUUAUCAGAAUUAUUAGCUCAAGAAAGCAAGCGGAAUU
Molecule: messenger RNA, 2047 nt
Organism: Tachyglossus aculeatus (Australian echidna)
Lineage: Eukaryota; Metazoa; Chordata; Mammalia; Monotremata; Tachyglossidae
Gene: TNFSF11
Product: TNF superfamily member 11
Exons: 6
Coding region: 1-990 (329 amino acids)
Biological process (GO): immune response
Cellular component (GO): membrane
Molecular function (GO): tumor necrosis factor receptor binding
Source: RefSeq, a predicted model, not a curated record